Molecule: messenger RNA, 822 nt
Organism: Macrosiphum euphorbiae (potato aphid)
Lineage: Eukaryota; Metazoa; Arthropoda; Insecta; Hemiptera; Aphididae
Source: the annotation of a GenBank genome assembly
AUGGAAGAAAGCAUACAACCCAUAAUGUUAGAAGCGAUCCAAACCAAACUGGUAGGUAAUGCUUUCAUGGUAACUCAACAUAAGGAUAUUUCAUCGUGGGAAAUGCUAAGGAAAACUCUAGAAGAGUCGUACUGUGCCACACGCACACCAGGGUAUCUGCUAUUAGAACUAUCUACAACUCGAUAUCGCCAUGGCGAAACAAUUCAACAAUAUACGUCGAGGGUAGAAAAACUGUUACAUGAACUUUGCAACGUCAGUGUGAACGGAAAAUCAUCUACAGAGGCCAAAACCAUUAACGACUUUAUAAAAGAAACAGCUUUAACAAUAUUUAUAGAGGGUCUACCAAAUAGCAUCAGAGGAAUUAUAAAAUCUAGAAAUUUACCAAGUAUAGAAGAAGCAAUUAAACAAAGCCUAGAAGAGGAAAAAAUGUAUCUGUCAAAUAAAGACGCGCAACGUCUAAUCCAGAAUAAACAAAGUACCAGCAGUACCGGUAAAUAUUGCAAGAAUUGCCAUAAAAACAAUCACAAUACAAAUGAGUGUAAGUAUGCAAACCGUAACGUGGAUACAGGUCAACGGUCUAAACCAAUGAAAGAAAGUGAUUACAAAAGUAACCAAGAGACUAAACAAAGGACCUGUGUGUAUUGCAAAAAAUCUGAUCAUGUGGUAGAUGAAUGCUAUAAAAAGAAAAACGCAGACGCAAGGAGAUCCAACCAAAGUACUCAAAGCCAACCAUCAGUAUCGAGAAACGACAAAGAACCGGGCACGGCGGGCAUCCGCCCGGUUCGAGAACUAAAACUGAUUGCCCAAAAUCAAGAAUAUUAA